UUUGGGUUGGUUUUGGUGUAAGCAGGAGCCUCUCUGCACAUUGUCCCUUGGUGUAACUGUGAACAUCAGACCUCACCACUAGAAGUAGACACUGUCUGAAAAAUAUGCCCCUAAUUUCAGAGAGUGCAGUCAGGUCAAGGAAACUUACCUGAAAAGUAAAGUUACUGAAAAGAAAAUCGGUUCUGAUUUAUCUGAAAGCAGACAACAUAUUAUUUUCCUUAUUUGUGUAACCUCCUGAAACACUGAACUGAUCUUUGCUUCCCAGCAGGGUGCACAUUGGCAGAGUUCAGGCCUGGAGCAGAUACAAAACAUGAAAACUCAGGGAGUGGAGUCAUUAAAACAGAAGGUUUAGGUGCUGAUGUGCAUUUUCAAGUGAAAGCAGUGCACCUUUAGAACGGUGGUGACUUUGCUCUUGUUGCAACACAACCCGUCUGGGAUUUCAACACGCUGCCCGAGGGGGCCUGGGAGUUGCCCAGGGCACAGCAGUGCAGAGAAAGUGUGGCUCAUUAAGCCAAAACUCUGUUUGCCUUCCCCUCCCUUUAAAGGGCAGUGAUUUGCUGUGGAGCAGGGCUGAGGGAAGGGUGGUAACAGCCCUCCAUGAACUGUUCUUGGGAGGAAAUGUCAUGAAAGGAAUUUCUUCAAGUCUUUUUUUGUAGCCUAGAGUAUGGCUGCUCCAGCACAGGAAAGGAACAUACCCUUUCUUCUGGUCUUUUCCUAAAUUAAAUUUCAGUGUAGAUGCUUAAUAAGUUUAGCUCAGCCAGACUUGGAUAUUGUCAUGUUUUCAUGUUGAUGGAAAAGAUGCUUUUGUUGAUGUUUCUGUGACUACCUCUGCGCUGAAGCGUUCUAGCAUGUGACAAUGCAAAGAUACUGAGUGCUGUGGCCUCUUUAACGGGAACUGCAAUGGACUAUAUCUUACAGCUCAGUUCGAGACCUGAUUCCGUGGAUCCCACUGAGCAGUGAGUAGCUCUAAUGAUAUUUUUUAAGCAAAACCACUUCAGCCACCCUUUGAAUGAAGGGGCGGGGGCAAGAGAAAAAAAGGAGGGCACUUCCUUUAAUAACACUGAAAAAUGUCCGUCUUCUGAAUGAUCUCAAAACUAAACUGUAUGAAUGUACUGUCACUAAGUGACAAGUGUCACUAAGAGAAAUUUGGGUUCGACUUGACUGACUUAUGAUGCUUUCGUGUGGUUCUGGUCAGCUGGGACAGGACAUAAUAACUUUAAGGGGAGGGUGAUUUUUGCUCUCCAGUGGGAAGAAAGUAAUAGUGUGUUGCUCUGCGCAGGUAGGAUGGAAAGCAAGGCCCUGAUUGAAGGUCUCAAGCUGAAGUCGAAGGGUUUCUGGAAGUAUCCCCAACUGGAUAACUGGUUCAGCUGUAUUGCCUUUCCUGCUCCUGCCUUUGAGCUGAGAACUACUCCCAGAGAAGUGUCCCGAACCCUCCCAAACAGCUGCGGCGAUGUGAGACCUGCUCCACGAUCCAUCCCCUGGGAAUUUCAAAUCUGUCCCAAGACCUCUGGCACGUGCUGGUUGGAAGUUUGCCUUAAUGACCCCUGGAAACCAGUUGGGCUGCCGGCUGGCCGGGAGCAGCAGUUUGUGUUGUGUGGAGAGCAGCUGGAUGGAUGGAUGGAACCUCCUCUCACCAUCCUGUGCUUCCCUGAAGUAGCGAGUACUUCAGACUCACCAGCGGAGAAGCAGACUUGCUGUGGAAAAACGCUCGGGAUCUUUGUGCAAGAGGUAAGUGUAUUUUCACGAGGUUUGAGCGUGAAAUGGGUUGUGUGUGCAGUGUGUGCCACAGCCUGGCUCAGCCCCGGCUCUAACGGCCACAGAGCUCCAUCCAGAGACUCUGUCAGAGCACGAUUUCCCUUUGGAGCUGAUCUGAUGUACCUGAGCAUUGCCCCCUAAAUAUAUCCCUCAUUUCCUGUGGGCUGAGUCUGGGGAUGGUGUGGCCAGUGGAGUUCAUUUGGUCAACUGGAUGAUUGAAUAGAAAAUAAAAUCAAUAAAUAAAUAAAAAACAGGCAAAAAAAAGCCAGCAGCUUUGCUGUGGAUGACCCCUUCCCUGCUCUCACUCCCGUUCAACCACACAAUCUCUAGACCCAGUGCAGGAAAUCUGGGUGGAUGGAGGAGAAAAGCAGUUCUUCUGGCAGGUGUUCACAGCAGCACAGGGUCAGCUUGGACGUGGAGCAACGCCUUUCAACUUGCUGAGCUCAGGUGGAAACUGAAGAGAAUGAAUUAAAAACUUAUUUGGGAAUAGGCUUUCUUUUUCCUUUCACAUUUUCUGUGUUACAGUUUGUCUCACCCCCAUCAGUUACCAAUCCGUAGGAAGGUCCUUACUCCGAGUGGUUGCCAGCGGAGGCUGUUUCCAGAGAAUAUCCCAGAAGAAAAA
Molecule: messenger RNA, 2377 nt
Organism: Calidris pugnax (ruff)
Lineage: Eukaryota; Metazoa; Chordata; Aves; Charadriiformes; Scolopacidae
Exons: 6
Coding region: 1285-1896 (203 amino acids)
Source: RefSeq, a predicted model, not a curated record